This is a messenger RNA of Callithrix jacchus (white-tufted-ear marmoset), 10337 nucleotides long. The record is from RefSeq and is a predicted model, not a curated record. Lineage: Eukaryota; Metazoa; Chordata; Mammalia; Primates; Cebidae.
AGUCUGAAAUGAAGCAGAUGCAGGAAAAAGCUAUGGGAUGCCAGGUGGAGUUCCUGACCCCAGGCCACCUGCACACCCACCCUCAGCCAGGGAGGAGGUGACAGGCUGCUCUACAAAGGCUUAGAAGUCUCUGUACUACUGCUUUCUGCAAAAAGUCUCAGAACUGGUAAAUAGCCCUCUGCAGCAGUCACCCCAGGACCCAGACUCACUGCCGGGAACCUGAGGCCCCCCUUGGUGUCUGUCAGCUGUCAGCAUUGACAAGGAAGGAGAACACAAUGAGGUAUGCUGAGCUGUGUGAAUCAAUGCAGCCAGCUGGAGUUGUCCAGCAGGGUGUGGCCUGGUGUUAGUGGAACUGCUCAGAAUUGCUCAGUUGGGUAGCUCACUCUGCUGAGCAGGGAGCUGUAUGAAAAGCAGGAACAGCUGGGCACAGUGUGGGGUGCUCUGUGCACAGUGGUUGCUGGGAUACUGUUUGGGGCUGCAGCACCUAUCUGGGAGCUCAGCAUAUGAAGACUGCUGUCCAGAGACCAAGUCUCACUCUGUUGCCCAGGCUGGAGUAUAAUGGCAUGAUCAUAGAUCACUACAACCUUGAACUCCCCAGCUCAAACCAACCUCCAGCCUCAGCCUCUGAAAAGUUCUGACCUCUGAUUAAGAGGAGUGGCACACAAGUUCUUACCUUCAGUCAAGCGGCCCCAGCCUGCAGUUGUACAAAUAAAACCAGCCUCAAAUUGUUCCCAUGGCUCUGGAAGACAUAUGGGCCCCACAAAAUGGCCUGAAGAAAAGAGCAAGAUGGACAGUUCUGGAAGACAGUCUCUGGGCCUCUCGUUUGUUCCUGUAGAAUCAAGAUACUGUUACAGCAGUGACCUUGAUCAUACCACCAAGAAGCAGAACAUCAAGGGGAGAAAGAUGGAGUCUCACUCUGUUGCCUAGGCUGGAACGCAAUAGUGCAAUUUCAGCUCACUGCAGCCUCUGCCUCCCAGGUUCAAGCAAUUCUCCUGCCUUAGCCUCCUGAGUACCUGAGACUACAGGUGUGUGCCACUACAUCCAGCUUCUUUUUGUAUUUUUAGUAGAGACAGGGUUUCACCAUGUUGGCCAGACUAGUUUCAAACUUCUGACUUCAAGUGAUCUGCCUGCCUCAGCCUCCCAAAGUGCUGGGAUUACAAAUGUGAGCCACUAUGCCCAACUCCCAUUUCAUUAGUUGUCUCUUUACUCUGUUGAUUUUUCCCUUUGCCAUGUUGAACUUUUUAGCUUUAUGUAAUUCCAUUUAUCUGUUUUUUCUUUUGUUGUUUGUGCUUUACAGGCCAUAUCCAAAAACUCAUUGCCUACAUCAAUGUCAUGGAACUUCUCUCCUAUGUUUUAAUCUAGUAGUUUUAGAGUUUUCGGUCAUAUAUGUAAGUCUUUAAUCCAUAUGAGGUAAUUUUUGUGUACAGUGUGAGAUGAGGGUCUCUUCCCAGAUUUGGGAAGUUUUCAGCCAUAAUUUCUUUCAGCAAACUUUCUGCCUCAUUCAUUCUCUCUCUCUCUCUCUCUCUCUUUCUCUCUCUCUCUCUCUGGAACUCCCCUAAUGCAAAGUGAGCUCUCUUAAUAGUGUUCCACAUAGCCCAUAAAGUUUCUUCAUUUUUUAAAUUAUUUUCCUUUUUUCUCCUCUGAUUCAAAUGACCUGUCUGAUUUUACUCAUUUUUUUCUUCUUGAUUGAGUCUGCUGUUGAAGAACUGUAUUGCAUUUUAAAAUUCAGUCAUUAUAUUUUUCCACUCAAAAUUUGUUUCUUUUAAUGUUUUCCUCUUUCUUUAAUUCUUUUUUAAAUUUUUUCCCUGAUUUUGUUAAAUUGUUUAUCUGCAUUCUUUUCUAGCCCCUGACAUUCAUUAGAACAAUUAUUUCAAAUUCUUUUUCAGUCAACUUGUGGAUCUCCUUUUCUUUGAGAAUAAUUACUGGAAGUUUAUUGUGUUCUUUUGGUGGCAUCAUGUUUUCCUGAUUCUGUGUGAUUCUUGUAACUUUGUGUAGGUGUCUAUGCAUUUGAAGAAGCAGUCAUCCCCUCCAAAAUUCAUGAACUGACUUUUUAGAGUAAAGACCUUCACCUGCAGUGGGUUAGACAUACUGGAAUGCGUGAGGUACCAAACAAAGGGGCAUAUGGUGACUGUGGGCCUCAGUGUGCGUGGCGUCCCAUUGACUCAGAUAGCUGGGGUUGGCAACCUCAGAAACUAUGUGGUCCUUGGCGAUGAGAGCUGAAGAAGGCCCAUGGUCACUGUGAGGUGCUUCUUCAAGUUGGCAAAGUUUCACUCUCUACCAAACAUGAAAAAGACAAAAGUGGUAGAAAAAGACCCAAAGGAGGAAUGUGAGAUUGCAGAAUACAAAACAGACUGGUUCAAGAUGGGAGAGGAGAGAAAACCCAGAAAACUACAUGAGGAGGGAUUUGAAGAACUAAAAACAGAGAACAGGAUGGCAAACUCAAGGCAAAAUCCAGGUAUAGGAAAAGGGUAAGACUUGGGGAAACCAAACAGAAAGGCUGACACAAUGUUGUGGGCAUCUUGUUCUCCAGAGGCUGCCAGGGUCCUUGGGAAGGAAGAGGGUAAUGUUAUGUAGACAUAUCUUUUGUCACUACUAUACUUAAAUAAUGAGGAAAGCAGACUUUACUAUCGACAUGUAUGAAAGGUAUCAAAAAAGUCAAAUGCUCCCAACCAAAAUCACUGAGAAGCAUUGUGCAAACUAUACAUAUCCUGAUAUCCUGGAGAUGGAAAAUCUCCUGGAGAUGAAAAAUAUAUUCUUUGAUGAAGCUCUCCUAGUGACUCUAAUAUGACCAUUUACAGGUCAAGUGUGAUUUAAUAUUACAGUAAAUAAGGGGAGGAAAUGAAAAAUGUAGAAUAUAAAAAUGAUGGUUUCUUUUUCCUAGGCUCUAAGCAACCACUGCUGAAGUUUUCAGAACUUGUUUUUGUGGUUGUUCAACAUUCAUAAGUGCAAUUAAGCAUUUAGAAAGCACUUAUUGCAUUCACAUUGCUAGGUGACAAGAUCCUUAAAAUCUACUUAGAAAGCAGCCAACUGCCUUUAGUGUAUUUCCAAAUAAAAUAAGUGUAAAAGUUUAAACAAUGUAUUGGGGAAGAAUUAAUGAAUGAAUUGAAGUCAUAAUCAUGGAAGGCUUUCUGGAGAAUAUGAGAUCCCAUUUUAUCCUAUGGCCAUCGAACUACCCUUAGUCAAAACUGACAUUGCACUCAACUUAGGCUGAAAAUUGGGGGAGACAAAAUUUUACAUAGGUGUUUGUCCUGUCUAGUACAGGAGUCAAGCUUGUAAAAAAAUACCUUAUUACAAUAAAAUGGCACGUGAAUCUAGAAGAUGAAUAACACCUAGGCAAAUUUAGAGAGUCUUUUGAGAAGUGAUUAAUUGUCAUUUUGAGAAAGCUAUGUUUUUAGGAGGCAGAGAAGGGUAGGAAAGACAUUGCAACUUAGAGAAAAUAACAUGGGUAAAGUAUAAGAGCCCCAAAAGGACAUGCUGUAUUUGGGAUAUAGUGGAAUUUUUCUUAUGUAGGAGAGGUUAGCAGAAGGAAAUGAGGAUGGACAGGUAAGACCUUGAAGCCAUGCUAGGUGGAAUUCCCCUUAGAAUCAACUAGCUAAGUAUGCAGUUCUCUAGACUCUCACUGCCUUGCUGUAAAUAUGCUGUGCAUGUACAUUUACAAUCUCACUUUUGGCAAAUCAGGUACCUCUCUGAGCCACAACUUCCUAAUUGCAAAUAAGAUCAUUUUAAUAGUACUUAUAUCUUAGAGUAACUAUGAGUAUGUACAACACUAUAUAACCAAAACAUAUAAUAAAGAGUGUAAGUUAUUAUUAUUUAGAUUGUAGGCAAAAGGGGUCCAAAAGACAUCUAUAAUGAGGAGACAUAGGUUUGACAUAAAUAAGCUGGCAGUGGGUGAAGGAUAGAACUGGGAGAAGGAGAUGCCAUAUUCACCCUAUGGGGCAGACAUAGGGCAAUAGCAGAGGGACUAAGAGAAGGUUAAGAUGUUGGAAAACAGAUAUCUGGAAUUUUGGUAGUAACUUAUUGGGGUAAAAGAUGUGAUAGGAAUAAGAAAUGCAGUCUAAUAGUAACUCUCUGAUGUCUGGAAAGAACUCAAAUAGGAAACACAGGAAGAAAACCCAAUAUGUGGGGGAAUAUGGCUGAUUCUGCUCUAAAAAUCUGUAUUCAGUACUUGGAGGACAUUCUGGAUUUGGAGAUGUCCCAGAAGAAAUUGGAGAUCCUUUUUUGAUAGAGGCUGAAAUUUGAGUCACGCAAAGUAAGCGGUUCUAAAACAACAGAAAUAGGAAAGACUUUCCUUUAGAGGUAAAUCCUCUGGGAAACCUUCAGAGGAAAGAGUCUGUGGGGAGUAGACUAAAAAAUAAGCGACAUGAGUCUUGGUUGAAAAAUGUUGGGUGUAUUUGUUUUCCACCUCAGGGUUUAUGUGUUAUCUGUGCCUUGUGCCUGCAGCAUUCUCCCCCUGAUCAUCAUCUAUUGUUUACAUAUAGUCAUUCUAUUCUCCAUUUAAGUGUGUCACCUCCUCAGAGAGGGCCUUCAAAUUCCACAAAGGACAGUAGUGAAGCUCUCUCGCAUCACAGAGAUCCUACAUGUCUGGUUCCAUGUCAUCCUUCCUAUGCAUACAAUUGCCGGAUACAUCAUUGGCAUCUAGUCAAUAUACAUGGAGUUAAUUCACGGCCUUUAUAGUCAUAUAACAACUCCAUACCUUGCUUUCACAUUUUGUAAAAUAAAGACAAAAAUUCUUCGCAUAGCCUUAUAAGAAUUACAUGAACAGUCUGUCUAAUCCUAGCAUAUUGUUUAACACAUUAUUGGUAUUGAGUGGGUGCCGGAUACCUGCCCUAACUCUUCUUGUAUUCUUUGCCUACAAAUGCAAUGCACAUGGAAGACAGUAACUUCUCAACUUACAAAAUAAUUGUUUUGUCUUUUGUCUUUUUUUGUCUUUAGUCUUGAUGAAUCUUUCAAAGUAAUUUUACCCAGCAUUCCUUUUUUCUCUCCCAGCCCUUCAUUCUCAUACCUGCUUCCUUAUUUCUUUCCCUUCACCUUUAACCAUGACUGAAAUUAAAAUAAAAAUUCUAUGAAGAGUCUCAUAUCACUUUUUUGCCCUCAUCUCCUAAUCAGAUUGCAUGUUGAACAAUCAAAAUAGAAAUGUUACUGGCAAAAUUGAUCUGAAGAAUAUUCUUCUUAGGCUUGUUGCAAAGCAAACCACUUAAGUAUACUAGCUGACAAAUAUUCUGGAAGUUCUGCUAAAAACACAAAAAUUGAUCAGAACAUUAUGGUCAGAAUAUGCCAUUCUGGAAUGAGCCAGUAUCUUCAAAAUUAUAUUAAAUCUAAGUUAAUCCAUUAUAUGAUACUAGACACUUCAAAAAUAACUUCAAUGUGAUGUUCUUUUUUUAAAAUAUAUAUACUUAUUGCGUUUUAGGUUUUGGGGUACAUAUGAAGAACAUGCAAGAUUGUUGCAUAGGUACAUACAUGGCAAUGUGGUUUGCUGCCUUCCUCCCCAUCACCUUUAUCUGGCAUUUCUCCCCAUGUUAUCCCUCCCCAACUCCCCACCCCCUCACUGUCCCUCCCUUAGUUUCUCCCCCCCACAGACUCCAGUGUGUGAUACUCCCCUCCCUGUGUCCAUGUGUUCUCAUUGUUCAACACCCACCUAGGAGUGAGAACAUGCAGUGUUCGAUUUUCUGUUCUUGUGUCAGUUUGCUGAGAAUGAUGGUUUCCAGGUUCAUCCAUGCCCCUACGAAGGACAUGAACUCAUCGAUUUUUAUGGCUGCAUAGUAUUCCAUGGUGUAUAUGUGCCACAUUUUCCUUGUCCAGUCUAUCAUCGAUGGGCAUUUGGGCUGGUUCCAGGUCUUUGCUACUGUAAACAGUGCUGCAAUGAACGUUAGUGUGCAUGUGUCCUUAUAACAGAAUGAUUUAUAAUCCUUUGGAUAUAUACCCAGUAAUGGGAUUGCUGGGGCAAACGGAAUUUCUAUUUCCAGGUCCUUGAGUAAUCGCCUCACUGUCUUCCACAAUAGUUGAACUAAUUUACACUCCCACCAACAGUGUAAAAGUGUUCCUAUUUCUGCACAUCCUCUCCAACAUCUGAUGUCUCCAGAUUUUUUAAUGAUUGCCGUUCUAACUGGCAAGAGAUGAUAUCUGAAUGUGAUUUUGAUGUGCAUUUCUCUAAUGACCAGUGAUGAUGAGCAUUUUUUCAUAUGUUCGUUGGCCUCAUAUAUAUCUUCUUUUGUAAAGUGUCUGUUCAUAUCCUUUCCCCACUUUUGAAUGGGCUUGUUUGUUUUUUUCUUGUAAAUCUGUUUUAGUUCUUUGUAGAAUCUGGAUAUUAGCCCUUUGUCAGAUGGGUAGAUUGCAACAAUGUUUUCCCAUUCUGUUGGUUGCCAGUUUACUCAAAUGAUUGUUUCUUUUGCUGUGCAGAAGCUCUGGAGUUUAAUUAGGUCCCAUUUGUCUGUUUUGGAUUUUGUUACCAAUGCUUUUGGUGUUUUGGUCGUGAAGUCCUUGCCUACACCUAUGUCCUGAAUGGUUUUUCCUAGGUUUUCUUCUAGGGUUUUUAUGGUGUUAGGUCUUACAUUUAAAUCUUUAAUCUAUCUGGAGUUAAUUUUAGUGUAAGGUGUCAGGAAGGGGUCCAGUUUCUGCUUUCUGUACAUGGCUAGCCAGUUUUCCCAACACCAUUUAUUAAACAGGGAAUCCUUUCCCCAUUGCUUGUUUUAGUCUGGUUUGUCAAAGAUCAGAUGGUUGUAGAUGUGUGGCAUUGCCUCUUAAGUCUCUGUUCUGUCCCAUUGGUCUAUAUCUCUGUUUUGGUAACAGUACCAUGUUGUUUUGAUUACUGUAGCCUUGUAGUAUAGUUUGAAGUCUGGUAGUGUGAUGCCUCCCGCUGUGUUCUUUUUACUUAGAAUUGACUUGGCUAUGUGGGCUCUCUUUUGAUUCCAUAUGAAGUUUAAGUUGGAUUUUUCCAGUUCUGUGAAGAAGGUCAUUGGUAGCUUGAUGGGGAUAGCAUCAAAUCUAUAAAUUACUUUGGGCAGUAUGGCCAUUUUUACAAUAUUGAUUCUUCCUAACCAUGAGCAUGGAAUGCUUCUCCAUCUGUUUGUGUACUCUCUUAUUUCAUUGAGCAGUGGUUUGUAGUUCUCCUUGAAGAGGUUCUUUACAUUCUUUGUUAGUUAUAUUCCUAAGUAUUUUAUUCUCUCUGUAGCAGUUGUGAAUGGCAGUUCAUUCUUGAUUUAUGAUGUUCUUAAGAACUUAAAAAUUAAUGAUAUAUCUUAAGAGCUACUGUAAUAAGAACAAUUGAUAUUGUAUGUCUCAAGCGUUAUUAUUACCACAUAUAUGAACCCAGAGGAUACAACAUGUUAAAUUGAUUUGUCUUCGUCAUUGACUCAAAUGUCACCCUCGGAACCACUAAACAGUGGAGAGCACUGAUGAAAAGAGAAUUGCAUUGAAAGAAAUGUGAAUGUUCUUUUGGAAAUUUUCACUGAUUUCUCAGAAUUUUCUAAGUGUUAUGUUAAUUUUAAAUAAUGGAAUUAUUUUAUUCAUUCAAUUAACAGUUUAUUUUAAGCACUCCUGAGUGCUAGGGUACCACUAAAUCACAAAAAGCAUUUGAUAAAUGUAACGUCUCAAAAUCCAGUAGGUAAGAUAAAAGAAAAAACUUUCAUUCAUAUUUUACAUCUUCCUUGUAGAUCCAGAAUGGAGAAGAGGGAGAUAAACUGUGCUUUUGUGGGUAGAAUCCAGGUAUAAAUAUUUGGGCCCAUUCGAUGUCAUCUAUACAUGCUCUCAUACUAGAAUCAUUCUUCUCAUCACUAGGCUCCUGACCUUGACCUCUUUCCAGACACAUUUAACUCCCUGUCCCCAGGUAUUCUAAGAGUUGCCUCACACCUGCCCAGGUUCCCUGAAUAAAAUACAGUUAAAUUAGUGCAUAAGGAGCUUUAUACAGUGUUCUCAGACUCCUGACCAAGAACACCUCUGCACCAUUGAUAGACAGUGGCUGUGCCCACCAGGAGGAUAGGCAAUCGCACUGCAGUGAGCAUAUUCCUUCUGUGGGGAUUUUCCAGUUUUUCAGACCUGCAGAGUCUACUUUUUGUAGUGAUUCUCUUCUUCCACGUGACUAUCAUAGCAGCAAAUGUGUCCGUAAUGGGGGCCAUCAAACUCAGCCACAACCUCCACACUCCCAUGUACUUUUUCCUCUGUGACCUGUCCUUUUCAGAAACCUGUACCACUAUGGUAGUCAUCCCUCGCAUGUUGGUGGACUUGCUAUCAGAGAGCAAGACCAUUUCUCUUCCUGAGUGUGCCACACAGAUGUUUUUCUUUUUGGGCUUCGCAUCCAACAACUGUUUCAUCAUGGACGCCAUGUCCUAUGACCGCUACACAGCCAUCCGCAACCCACUGCAGUACCACACCCUUAUGACAAGAAAGAGCUGCUUGCAGAUGAUGAUGGCUUCUUGGAUGGUUGGGUUCCUGUUUUCUCUGUGCAUCAUCAUCACUGUAUUCAACUUGUCUUUUUGCGACCUGCACACUAUCCAGCACUACUUCUGUGAUAUCUCACCUGUGGUCUCCCUUGCUUGUAAUUACACUUCCUAUUAUAAAAUGACUAUUUUUGUGCUCUCUGCCUUUGUGUUGGUGGGCAGCUUUAUUUUAAUUAUGAUUUCCUAUGUCUUCAUUGUAUUCAUAGUCAUAAAGAUGCCCUCUUCCAAGGGGAGGUCUAAGGCCUUCUCAGCUUGCUCCUCCCACCUCACUGUUGUGUCCAUACACUAUGGAUUUGCUUACUUUGUCUAUUUGAGGCCCAAGAACAGCAACUCCUUCCAUGAAGCCAUGCUGAUGGCCAUGGCAUACACAAUACUGACACCUCUACUUAACCCCAUUGUGUACAGUCUGAGAAACAAAGAAAUGCAGAUAGCACUAAGAAAAGCACUAGGCAGUGUAAUUGGGUUUUUCCCUAAGAAGACAAAAAAAGGAGCCCCGAAUAUUUAAAAAAAAUUACCUAUCUGAAUAUGCAGCACUGUUUUUAAAAAAUUACCUAUCAUUGAUAAAUAAAGGUGGGAAAAGUGGAGUACUUCCAAUUAAUAUCACUUUGUGCUCAAGUGGUUAAAGUAUUGUCUAAUUGCCUGAUAUGUCCUGGCCUCACAAUUUUCCUACUACAGAGAGGAUGCCAUUUUAAAAUAUUUUUAAAUGGUGUUUUUGUGCAUCUGUGUGUGUGUGUGUGUGUGUGAAACACAUAUGCUUUCAGGGAAUGUAUUGCUUUGGGACACUGUAUUUUAAUGAUAGCAGUUGCUUUUGGGGAAAAAGGAAAAUAUGAUACUAAAGAGAGAAAGACAGCAAGGAAGAAAGAGAGGAAGGAAGGAAGAAAGGAAGGAAGGAAGGAAGGAAAAAAGGGGGAAAAUAGAGUUGACUAGUAUAAUUAAUCUAAAAAGAGGAAGAAAGUACAAACAUACAAAGUUGAAAUUGAAAUGAGGAUAUGACUAAAAUACAGAGAAAAUUAAAAUCAAUUUAAGAGAAUACUUUGUUCAAAUUUAUUCAAACAAAUUUGAAAAUUAGAAGAAAAACAUGAAUACAUUUAUGGAAAAAAUAAGCUUACAAAAUGACCUAAAGAGCAAUAGACAUUUUUUUGACAUACCAAUUUCCAUGGAAAUUUUUGAAAAAUUUGUCAAAGAGAUGCUUUCCUAUUCUGAUCCAAAAAGCAUUAGAGCAGAUAGUUUAAUAAAUUAACUUGUUUAAAUCUUCAAGGAACAAAUAAUUCAAAUGCUAUUUAAAUUGGUUUAGAGCACAAAAAUAAACAGCUUCUAAUUUAUGAUCCUUACAGUCGUGGAGAGUGCUAUUGCUGCUGACAGAUCAUGGCCCUGGUAGGGAAGUUCUGAAGUGGGUUAUGGAAAAUUAGAUGAUGUAAGCUGGUGCAGGAAUUUUGAGGCUACCUUGUUCAUAUAGUAGGAAGUGUGAAGUAAUAUAUUAUUCUGGGUUUGAAUUAUAUUUUCCUAAUUACACAUGACAGCAAAGAUCUUUUAUGUACUUAUUCAUCAUUUGUAUGUCUAUUUUAAAGAAAUAUAUUCAAAUUCUCUACUCAUUUUUAAUUUGGGUAUUUGUACUGAAUUUAGAUUGUUAAAAUUAUUCUAGAUACACAUCCUUGAUCAGAUAUGCUAUGUGCAAGUAUUCCCUUCCAUUCUGUAGGUUGUUUCUUCUCUUUCUUUAUACUUUCCUUUGAAGCACAAAAGUUUUUAACUCAAAUGAGGUGAAAUUUAUCUAUCUUUUUUUUUCUUUUUUGCUCAUGGUUUUGAUGUUAUAACUGAGAAUCUAUUGCUUACUCCAAGAUCAUGAAGAUUUUCCCCAAUGCUUUCUUCUAAGAGUUUUAUAGUAUUAAAUCUUACAUUUAGGUCCUU